Gopherus evgoodei (Goodes thornscrub tortoise) is the source of this 783-nucleotide messenger RNA. RefSeq names its product taste receptor type 2 member 119-like. The annotation marks the transcript as partial. The transcript has 3 exons. Lineage: Eukaryota; Metazoa; Chordata; Testudines; Testudinidae. Gene Ontology annotation, cellular component: membrane. Gene Ontology annotation, biological process: detection of chemical stimulus involved in sensory perception of bitter taste; sensory perception of taste; G protein-coupled receptor signaling pathway. The record is from RefSeq and is a predicted model, not a curated record. Gene Ontology annotation, molecular function: bitter taste receptor activity; G protein-coupled receptor activity.
ACUUUACACUUGGUAUUCUCAAUUGAACUCAUUGUAUCGUUUGUAACAAAUGGAUUGAUAAUAGUGAUGAAUGGAGCGUGUACCAUCUGGAGAAACCUCUAUAUUUUUUGCAUGUAUCUAAAUACUCUCAGCCUCUGGUUUGCUACAUGGCUCAGUGUCUUCUACUGCAUGAAGAUCGCCAACUUCAGCCAACCUCUCUUCCUCUGGCUGAAGCGGAGAAUAUCAGGGCUAGUGCCACGGCUACUCAUGAGCUCCUUGCUGGUCUCCUUGGUCACCUGUCUCCUUUCAGUCAAUGUCAUAGAUAGAAAGAACAUAGGCAAUUCAACGAAUAAUCUGUCAGGAAACAUCAGAGUGGAAUGUAGCCAUAAUGUUAAUUCAUCUUCUGGUCUUACUAUUUUGCACAUGCUUGGAUAUUCCUUUCCUUUCUUUAUAUUUGUUGUUUCUGCAGUACUGUUAAUCACUUCUCUGUGGAGACACACCAAGAGGAUGGAGAAAAACACAAACAUCUCCAGGGACACCAUUACUGAUGCUCAUGUCAGUGUGAUUAAAGGUCUGAUUGCUUUCAUUUUCUUCUACAUUUCAUAUUUUGUGGCAACACUGCUAUUUUUAUUAAACAUAUUUGCCCACGGCAGUCUCUAUUUCUCAUGGUUCUGUGUAUUGGUAGCGGCUGCUUAUCCUUCUGGGCACUCUGUUAUCCUGAUCCUGGGUAACCCCAAAUUGAAGAUGAUAGCGGUGAGGGCUCUGAACUAUGCAAAAUGCUGGCUGAGAGAUGAGGCUUCAUAA